Molecule: messenger RNA, 1506 nt
Organism: Colletotrichum tamarilloi
Lineage: Eukaryota; Fungi; Ascomycota; Sordariomycetes; Glomerellales; Glomerellaceae
Exons: 4
Coding region: 1-1506 (501 amino acids)
Biological process (GO): mitotic sister chromatid segregation; cell division
Cellular component (GO): MIS12/MIND type complex
Source: RefSeq, a predicted model, not a curated record
AUGACGACCGUCAUUCGCACCCGUCACCCGUUGCAAGUCAUUAGCAUGAGCAACGAGCAGCCAGAGAGAAGGAAAAGCAAGCGUCUUGCGGCUUCAUCGGUUUACGACGAGCAGGAUGGCGACUUCCACUUCACGCGCGGAUCCAAAUCGAAGCGAGUUAAGAACGCAGAACCCGAGCCAGAGCCCGAACCGGAAAUUGAAACUGAACCCGCGCCACUACCCCCGAAAAAGUCUGGAAGAGGAAGGCCAGCAAAAGGACGCGCUUCGGCGACAGCGAAGGCGCCCGAGCCCUCAUCACCAGUAGCUGCGCCAAAGGCAGCAACAUCAUCAAAGCCGCGAACGCGACGGACAGCGAGCACGCAGCCGGCGGAGGACGACGAGCUACAACUGCUUCCGCCUAAGCGCACGACGAGCCGAAGCACGCGCAGCUCGACUGGGAAAACAGAAAAGGCAAAGCCUGUCAGGAAACCAGCACCGGAACCAGUCCCGGAGGAGGAGGAAGAGCACGAUGAAGUUGACAGCGCGACACCGAGGGAGCCGGAGCCGGAUAGGCGGCGGACGCCACGCGCCAUUGAGGAACCAGUCGAGUCUGCAAAAAUCACGCUUCCCGUCAGUGACACGCCAGUUAUCAAUCGCAACAAGGAAAUGAGGAAAAAGGGCGGAGGGAAUCGUCGGAGCAGCACGGGUAUGCGCGGCCGGAGAGCAAGUUCGCUGAUUGAGAGUGGGCAUAACGCGAUACCCCACCGAGAGGUUGAAACUGCAGAAUUUUACAAGCACAUUGAGUCGGAGGGUCUCAUGGAACCAAGACGGAUGAAGCAGCUUUUGACGUGGUGUGGCGAACGAGCAUUACUGCAAAAACCGCCCCAUGGCCAGACAGAUUCCAAUACUGUUUUGGGUGCUCGCUAUAUUCAGGAACAGCUCUUGAAGGACUUUUCUACAAAGUCAGAAUUUUCAGACUGGUUCAGCCGAGAAGAACAGGGGCCAAAGAAGCCUGUAGUCUACCUCCCAAACCCGCGUAAUCUUGAACAUCAAGAGAAAAUCGAGCAACUGGAACAAAAAGUCAAAAGAUUAAAACUAGAAAAGAAGAAAUGGCUGGCGCUCAACAAACCGCGCCCGGAUAUCCCGCCACUCUUCUCAGAAACAGACACAGCACAAACAGCAACAGCGGCCGACACAUCCAUCCUCGAGCCGAAUGAGGCAGAAAUGUUGAGCUGGCUCACCGACCCGGCAUCCUCCUUUGAAAAUGUCCGCGCCAAGACGCUCGCCCGCCUACAAAAUACGCAGUCGACACUGGAGUUUAAGGUGGACCAGCUCGCGGACGGCAUACACAAGCUCUCCCAACGCGUCGACACGGCGGGCCGAGAGGCGGAUAAGGUCCUCUCUCUCAGCGCCGCGCGGCUCAAGGAGCGGGAGGUGAGGGAAAAGGCCAACGCGGGCACCAAGGAGAUGCCCGUCAUGGAGGUGCUCCGCAGCCUGGGGAGGAUAUUACCAGAGGGCGGGGAAUAA